Molecule: messenger RNA, 1728 nt
Organism: Rhagoletis pomonella (apple maggot)
Lineage: Eukaryota; Metazoa; Arthropoda; Insecta; Diptera; Tephritidae
Gene: Ttc26
Product: intraflagellar transport protein 56
Exons: 7
Coding region: 1-1728 (575 amino acids)
Biological process (GO): intraciliary transport involved in cilium assembly; intraciliary anterograde transport
Cellular component (GO): ciliary base; ciliary basal body; intraciliary transport particle B
Molecular function (GO): protein binding; intraciliary transport particle B binding
Source: RefSeq, a predicted model, not a curated record
AUGGCCAGUGGUAUACUGGCAAAUGCAAGCGGUUGCAUUAUCAUAAAUUGCAAAUCCAUAUUUUCACCAAUCCAGAUUUUAUCGCGUGGCAAAACUGAUUCAGCAAGUUCACGUCAAGCAGUUAGUGGCUCACUUGCCAAGCGGUUGCCCAACUCAUUGGAGGAUUUCAUUUUGAAGCGUGACUACACCGGCGCGAGGGCGUUUCUUGAGUUCUCAGGCGAAGAUGAAGACGACGAGCAGCACUUGAUAACUGAUCAGUGGAUAGCCUUCUGUAGCUUCCAUUUGGGAGACUAUCAACAGGCGCUACAACAAUACAAAAGCAUAAGAAAUGUUGAGCCUGCGACGGAGGACAUAGCGCUCAACAUUGCCGUUUGUAUGUUCUAUUUGGGAAUGUAUGAAGAGGCACAUCGAUUGAUUGAACAAACACCGAAUACACCCCUGAAGGUGCGUCUACUCUUUCAUCUGGCACAAAAAUUCGGCAAUGAGGCACAGUUGACGCAAUUGCAAGCAUCACUGCGGGUAGAUGUGGAAGAUCAGUUAAGUCUGGCAUCGAUGCAUUAUUUGCGGGCACACUAUCAAGAUGCAAUCGAUAUAUAUAAACGAUUACUGUUGGAUAAUAAAGACUAUUUGGCCAUCAAUGUCUACUUGGCAUUGUGCUUCUACAAGCUGGACUACUAUGACAUGUCACAAGAGGUGCUGGACGUAUAUCUGACUAAGCAUAAAGACAGCACCAUUGCCACUAAUCUGAAAGCGUGCAAUCGUUUUCGACUGUUUAAUGGACGCGUAGCCGAACAGGAGAUACAAAAUAUUGCAGACAAUGGCACUUUCGGCGCCGAUUUGAUACGCCACAAUGUGGUUGUGUUUCGCAAUGGCGAGGGAGCAAUGCAAACAUUUCCGGCACUCUUGAAUAUCGUGCCAGAAGCACGUCUCAACUUGGCCAUAUACCAUUUGAAGAGUGACAAUGUGCAGGAGGCACAUGCGCUAAUCAAAGAAUUGCAGCCCACUGUGCCGCAUGAGUACAUACUCAAGGGUGUGGUACAUGCAGCGCUGGGUCAGCAAAUCGGUUCGAAGGAGCACAUAAAAACCGCUCAGCAGAAUUUGCAUUUAGUUGGCAGCUCGGCAACGGAAUGUGAUACUAUACCCGGCCGUCAGAGCAUGGCUUCGGCUUUCUUUCUCUAUGCGCAGUUCGAAGAGGUGCUGGUCUAUAUGAAUUCCAUACGAAGUUACUUUGUGAACGAUGAUACUUUCAACUACAACUAUGCGCAAGCCAAAUGCGCUACUGGUUAUUACAAAGAAGCCGAAGAGCUGCUUAUGCAAAUUACUGACAUGGAUAUUAAGAUUCAACACGCCUAUUGCAUGAUUAUAGCCAAGUGUCACAUACAUGCCGGGCGUCCUGAAUUGGCUUGGAAUGUUUUUAUCACACGCGACACAAAUUCUGAGGCCUUCUUAUUACUGCAACUAAUUGCCAAUGAGUGCUACAAAUGUGAGGAAUUUUGGGUGGCUGCAAAGGCCUUCGACAUGCUAGAAAAGCUCGAUCCAAGUCCUGAAAAUUGGGAAGGUAAACGUGGUGCAUGCGCUGGCGUGCUUUAUGCUUUGGCUUCGAAAGCCGAUAAAGGUUGUCCACCGAAUGGCGUUUCAGAUGUAAUUGGCUUGCUACGCGACUCAUCCAAUCCGCAAGCCGAUAUGAUGGUAAAAGUUAUACGUAAACAUAUAAAUAGUUUGAGAUGA